AUGUCGGAAGCUCCACAGUUUGCCGGUAUGUCCGGCCGCCUACUGUCGCGCACAGUCACGGCCACGGCCACCAUGGGCUUCUUGCUCUUCGGCUAUGAUCAGGGGGUUAUGAGUAGUAUCAUCGACGCUGAUGCUUUCACGGAUGUUCUGCCGGAAUUGAAGGAUAAUUCGACCAUGCAGGGCACGGUAACUGCGUUAUACGAAGUUGGUUGUCUAUUCGGCGCAUUAUUUAUGCUUAUCUGGGGUGACUGGCUUGGUCGCCGCAAAGGUAUCAUCACGGGUGCUAUCAUCAUGAUACUCGGCGUUGUAAUUCAAGUCACCUCGUACGUAGGGCAUCAGCCUUUGGCCCAAUUCAUCAUCGGUCGUAUCAUCACCGGAGCAGGAAAUGGCAUGAACACCUCCACGAUCCCAACCUAUCAAGCCGAGUGCUCCCGGACUUCCAACCGUGGCCUUCUUAUUUGCAUCGAGGGCGGUACUAUUGCAUUUGGCACGUUGAUCGCCUAUUGGAUCGACUUUGGUGCCUCCUACGGCUCCCCAGAUCUAGUAUGGCGCUUCCCGAUUGCCUUUCAGUGUUUGUUCGGCAUAUUCAUUAUCAUCGGCAUGUCAAUUCUGCCUGAAUCACCACGUUGGCUCUUCACCCGAGAGCGCUACGAAGAGGGCGAGCGAGUAAUUGCAGCUCUGAUGGGAGAGCCUAUCAAUUCACCAGAGGUGAUUUUACAAAAGAACAUCAUCAUGGAUUCCAUUCGUGCUUCCGGUCAGAUCGGGAAAACCACACCCAUGUCCGCUGUCUUCACCGGUGGAAAGACUCAACACUUUCGUCGCAUGCUCCUCGGCGCCUCUUCCCAGUUUAUGCAGCAGAUUGGGGGAUGCAAUGCUGUUAUCUAUUACCUCCCCAUCCUCUUCAAGAAUUCCCUCAAAAUGGAGGGGAAAAUGCCGAGUAUCCUAGGUGGUGUAAACAUGGUCGUCUACGCGAUCUUCGCGACGGGCUCUUGGUUUCUCAUUGAGCGAGUUGGUCGUCGCAAGCUCUUCCUCUACGGUACGGUUGGACAGAUGCUUUCCAUGGUGCUGACCUUUGCUUGCUUGAUCCCCGGCCAGCCGGGCCCGGCCAAGGGUGCUGCAGUUGGCCUUUUCACCUAUAUUGCCAGCUUUGGUGCUACCUGGUUGCCAUUGCCAUGGCUCUAUCCUGCUGAAAUCUCACCAAUCAAAACUCGAGCGAAAGCCAACGCCCUCUCAACCUGCUCUAACUGGCUUUUCAAUUUCUUGAUUGUCAUGGUCACCCCUAUCAUGAUCUCAAGGAUUUCCUGGGGAACUUACUUAUUUUUCGCUGCGAUCAAUGCCUGUUUCUUGCCUGUGAUUUACUUCUUCUACCCAGAAACUGCACGCCGAUCGUUGGAGGAGAUCGAUCUGAUUUUUGCAAAGGGCUAUUUGGAGAAUCUGAGCUACGUGAAAGCCGCCCAGGAGCUCCCUUAUCUCACCGAUGAGGAUGUUGAACGAGUUGCCAUCCAGUACGGCUUUGGUACGAUGGACGAGAAGGUGGAUUUUAAAGCUAAUCACAUGAAUCAGGGCACCCCUGGGAAUUAUAGCAGCCAAGAUGAGAAGGUUAAAUAUACCCAGACCCAGUAG
Molecule: messenger RNA, 1623 nt
Organism: Penicillium macrosclerotiorum
Lineage: Eukaryota; Fungi; Ascomycota; Eurotiomycetes; Eurotiales; Aspergillaceae
Product: Major facilitator superfamily domain general substrate transporter
Exons: 2
Coding region: 1-1623 (540 amino acids)
Biological process (GO): transmembrane transport; carbohydrate transport
Cellular component (GO): membrane
Molecular function (GO): carbohydrate:proton symporter activity
Source: RefSeq, a predicted model, not a curated record